AUGGUUGUCCCUGAGUCACACAAUGACAAACUGUCCCCAAAUGGCUCUGUGGGCAGAGGCACCAUCCCACAGUACGGAUCCUACCCAUCUGCAUCUCAAAACUCUGGAAGUCCACAACGUUUUAUCUCUAAUGGGAGUAUUUCAACAAUCAGCCCAAGUAUCCAUCAUGAUCCAGAGUACACUGAGACGGACUUUCUGCUCCCGAGUAAACUCUACGGUAGAUCAACGCUCAGUAGAUCCACGAGUGCAAAGGAUGCGGGUGGCCCCGUUCCACCUGCUGAGUCCCUCCGCUCCAUGCUGCUUCAGAUCCUGGUGCCUUUUCUGCUGGCCGGGCUUGGGACUAUCUGUGCUGGGAUGCUGCUUGAAGUGGUGCAGAGCUGGGACGUGUUCCAGGAAAUCACAGAACUUUUUAUCCUGGUCCCUGCAGUGUUAGGCAUGAAGGGUAACCUGGAAAUGACUUUAGCCUCGAGACUCUCCACUGCUGUGAAUGCAGGAAAAAUGGAGUCCACCAGAGAAAAGUGGAUGUUGAUCAUGGGGAACUUGGCGCUGAAGCAGCUUCAGGCCACAGUGCUCGGGCUGUUAGCCUCUUUGAUGGCGACUGUGUUGGGCUGGAUGGCAGAAGGACAGAUGCCUCUACAUCACAUAAUGCUCCUGUGUUCUGCCAGUGUUUCUACCACCUUCUUUGCUUCAUUGCUGCAAGGUAUUAUUAUGGUGGGAGUGAUCCUUGGCUCCAUGCGGAUGGGAAUCAACCCUGAUAACGUGGCCACACCGAUGGCUGCCAGUUUUGGAGAUCUCAUCACUCUUGCCUUGCUGGCCUGCUUCAGUCAGUGGUUCUUCUCCCUCAUAGAGCUGUAUCCCUACGUGUUGUACCUGGUGGAUAUGUUAUUUUUAUGCCUGAUUCCUCUUUGGGUGGUCCUCUCCUCCAAACAUCCAGCCAGUCAGCUCCUGCUCCGCACGGGCUGGGAACCAAUCAUAACAGCUAUGGUCAUCAGCAGUAUUGGAGGACUUAUUCUGGACAAGGCUGUAUCCGAUCCAAACCUGGCAGGAAUCAUAGUUUAUGCACCAGUCAUAAAUGGUAUUGGAGGGAACCUCGUCUCCAUUCAGGCCAGUCGCAUUUCCACUAAUCUGCAUUUGAAUUACUCACAUAAAGAGGUACCUGAGGACCGUAAAGGCUGUUUUAGCCCUUGCCGCACUUUCUUUGGUUCAGGAGCAAACCAUCGAUGUGCUCAGGUUCUUCUUCUUCUGGUGAUCCCCGGUCAGAUCGUAUUCUUACACGCUAUCCACCUUUUAAAAGGAGGCCACACUUUGCCCAGUGCUCUCUUCACUGUUGCCUUCUUGUCUGCUUCCCUGAUUCAGGUCUUCUGCCUGCUUUGCAUAGCAGACUGUAUGGUCCACUUCCUGUGGCGUCAGGGUAAAGACCCCGACAGUUACUCAAUACCCUACCUCACAGCCCUUGGAGACCUACUAGGCACAGUUCUCCUCUCUCUAGCCUUUGUCCUGCUGUGGUACGUUGGUGACUCAGGCAUUGUAUAG
Molecule: messenger RNA, 1533 nt
Organism: Trematomus bernacchii (emerald rockcod)
Lineage: Eukaryota; Metazoa; Chordata; Actinopteri; Perciformes; Nototheniidae
Gene: slc41a2a
Product: solute carrier family 41 member 2a
Exons: 10
Coding region: 1-1533 (510 amino acids)
Biological process (GO): monoatomic cation transport
Cellular component (GO): plasma membrane
Molecular function (GO): monoatomic cation transmembrane transporter activity
Source: RefSeq, a predicted model, not a curated record